AUCUAAUGUCAAUAUCAGAUAUAUCUUGUUUAUUUAUGCUUAGUUGUAAUUUAAUUAACCUUCAUAUGACAUAUUCGGGAAAUGAAUGAUAUUAUUUUAAAAUCAAAAAUAGCACAAACUGCAACGGUCAUAUUUUUGCAUGGGUUAGGCGAUACAGGGUAUGGAUGGUCAAGUCAGUUUCAAGAAAUGAUUUCUCCUCAUAUUAAAUACUUGUUUCCAAAUGCCCCCAUAAUUUCAGUGACCUUAAAUGCAGGAUCUAAGAUGCCAUCUUGGUUUGAUUUAUAUGGUUUGUCCAUGAUAGAAAAAGAAGAUGAAAUUGGCAUUAAAGAAGCAGCCUAUUCUAUUCAUGAUAUGAUAGACAAAGAAAUCGAAAAUGGUAUACCUUCAAAAAGAAUAAUUUUAGGAGGAUUUUCACAAGGCGGAGCAUUGGCCUUAUAUUCAGGAUUUACUUAUAAGAAACCAUUAGCAGGAAUAAUAGCAUUAAGUGCUUGGCUUCCACUUCACAAAUCAUUUCCACAGGAACUAUCAGCGGAGAAUAAAGAUAUUCCUAUAUUCCAGGCCCACGGCAAAAUGGAUAAUGUAGUAAAUUACCAUUUUGGGCAAAGAACACACGACGAAAUUAAAAAAUUUAAUCCAAAUAUACAAUUGCAUAGUUACCCAAUUGAACAUAGAUCAGAUGAAAAAGAAAUGGAAGAUGUUAAAAAAUUUAUCUCCGAAAAAUUACCUUAAUUUUUGCAUUUUAUAUUAUUUUUUUACCAAAAUUUAUAAUAUUUAUUAACUGAAUAUUUUUAUAUAGUCAUUGGAAAAAAUUAUAAUAUUAAAUAUUUUGAUUACAUGUUAUAAUUAAAAAUAAUAUACCUCGUUACACAUAAUAUUUC
Messenger RNA from Gordionus sp. m RMFG-2023, 878 nucleotides. RefSeq names its product acyl-protein thioesterase 1-like. The record is from RefSeq and is a predicted model, not a curated record. The transcript is spliced from 7 exons. NCBI's taxonomy places the organism in Eukaryota, Metazoa, Nematomorpha, Gordioida, Chordodea, Parachordodidae. Gene Ontology annotation, biological process: protein depalmitoylation. The coding region runs from base 82 to 729 and encodes 215 amino acids. Gene Ontology annotation, cellular component: cytoplasm. Gene Ontology annotation, molecular function: palmitoyl-(protein) hydrolase activity; carboxylic ester hydrolase activity.